AUGGUGGAAUAUCACAUAAAAAGAAAUGUAUCUGAAAAGAAACGUUCCCUGGGCAGAGACUACAAUCCUCUUUGUCUUAAGUGCACCCAGUGCAAAAGGCAACUCAGUCCUGGUCAACAUGCAGAGUAUGAUGACAAACCUUACUGUAAUCACUGCUAUCUUCGACACUUUGGACCAAGAGGAACAAGGCAUUCUCUGACUUCUUUAGCUCCUGGGGCAGCUUCCUCCAAGGUCCCAGUGCCCACUCAGAGUGGCUUGAAGACUGAAUCUUAG
This is a messenger RNA of Tachyglossus aculeatus (Australian echidna), 273 nucleotides long. RefSeq names its product cysteine-rich protein 1-like. NCBI's taxonomy places the organism in Eukaryota, Metazoa, Chordata, Mammalia, Monotremata, Tachyglossidae. The transcript has 4 exons. Gene Ontology annotation, biological process: intrinsic apoptotic signaling pathway in response to DNA damage; regulation of gene expression. The coding region runs from base 1 to 273 and encodes 90 amino acids. The record is from RefSeq and is a predicted model, not a curated record. Gene Ontology annotation, molecular function: zinc ion binding.